UUCCCGCCGGCUCCGAGCGUUGAGAUUCGUUUCCGGGGGCCGAUAUCGCCAGUUGCAGAGCGCGGGAAGAGCUGUUGUGACCAGAUCCAAUGAUGGAUGCACAAGAGGAUGUGGAUUGCAAGCCAAUAAUGGAUGAUGGAGGAGGAAGUCAGUCUUCUGAAGCAACGUAUUCCCUUGGAAGCUCGGGAGAUUGGCUUGAUGUGAAGGAGGAACCUCAAGAGAAUUCAACCCAGCUAUGGGAAAUGCAGUGGCAACAGUACUUGAAUACAGUGGAGCUUCCUCCCUUGGGAGCCCCGCAGGAGCCCACCCCGUGGGACGAUGCUCCGACCUUCCUGGCCUCCUUCGAGCAAGUGGCUGAAGCCUACCGGUGGCCCAAGGAAGAGUGGGCAGCCCGGCUCCUGCCUGCACUGGGUGGAGAAGCCGAGCAGGCCUUUAAAAGCCUGGAGGGCCCAGACAGAGAGGAUUAUGGGAAGGUAAAGGCAGCCAUUUUGCAAGGAGACACCAUGAGCAGGGAGAAGCACCGCCAGCACUUCCGGUGCUUCAGCUACCAGGAGGCCGAAGGGCCCAGAGGGGCCUACACCCGGCUGCAGGAGCUUUGCUACCAGUGGCUGAAAGUCGAGAGGCACUCCAAGGAGGAGAUUCUGGAGCUGCUGAUCCUGGAGCAGUUCCUGGCUGUCCUGCCGCCAGAGAUGCAGAGCUGGAUGAAGCGGCACUGUCUCGAGAGCAGCACCCACGCGGUGUCCCUGGCCGAGGAUUUCCUGAUCAGGCAGUUGGUGCCCGAGAGAAGAGAAGAGCAGGUGGCUGGGCUCCCAGAGGAAGAAUCUAUGAACCUGCAGGAGACAGAGAGUGAAUCAUGGGAGGAUGACACUGACACUGAUCUUAGGACAGUGCAGGAAGAUGGAAGCGAGAAUUAUCUGCCUGAAGAGAACGGGCAGGAGAAGCACCCUCCUGAGAUGGGGCCAUGGGGUGUGUCGGCAGAGAGAGACAAGGAUAACAGUCCCCAGUAUCGGAAGGAGGGAGGCGUCUGGGAGAAUAGUCGCAGAGCGGAACGGCAGCAGGUGAUCUACCUGAGGAAAGAUGGGCAAAGAUCCGUUCUUUGUGAGAAGGUUGGCAGGGAAGCAAGUAUAACUGUGAUCUACCAGGGAACCAUCGAUGGCAAGGGAAGUGGGAAGGCCUCGCGCACUCAGGGAAAACUGCACAAAUGUUCCCACUGUGAGAAAAUCUUUAGUUGCCCAACGCACCUAACAAAACACCUGAUGCUGCAUUCGGCUCAGAAGCCCCUUAAAAAUCUUGGAAGACACCACACUGGAGAGGAACCCUAUAAAUGCACAGAUUGUGGAGAGUGUUUCUCACAGAGCUCAUCUCUUGACAGCCACAGAAAGGAGGUGCAUCAGGAAAUGAAACCCGCCACCCUGCGAAAAAAUGUAUCCGGUGGGCAGAAGGAAUACCACCCUUGCCCCGAGUGCGGGAAAAAAUUCUUCAAGCCAUCACAGCUGAAAUUGCAUCGACGCCUCCACUCUGGAGAGAAACCCUAUCGGUGUAGUGAUUGCGGCGAGUGUUUUAUGUGGCGUUCAGGUUACGCUCGCCAUGAGAAGGUGUGUCGCCAGCAAAAGAAAUUGACCCGCCCCCUGCAAGAAGGACCUAGUGGGCAAGGGAGAUCCUACCCGUGCCCUGAGUGUGCAAAAAUAUUUGACAGGCCAUCGCACCUAAUAAGACACCAAGUUGUUCACACUGGAGAGAAACCCUAUAAAUGUGCUGAUUGUGGGGUGUGUUUUACCCAAAGCUCAUCUCUUGACUCUCAUAGAAAACAGAUUCACCAGGGAAAGAAACUGGUCCCUCUUCUGAAAAAACUACCCAGCACGCAACCCUCCCGGUGCUGUGAGUGCGGAAGGAGGUUCAGCAAUGCUUCGCACCUCAUAAGACAUUGCCUCCACACUGGAGAGGAGCUGUACAAAUGCGCCGACUGUAGAGAGAGUUUCUCACGGAGCUCGUGUCUUGUCAGUCACAGAAAGGAGAUGCAUCAGGAUAUGAAAUCUUCCCCCCUCCAGAAAAACGUAUCUGGCGGGCAGAAGAAUUGCCACCCGUGCCCUGAGUGCGGGAAAAUAUGCUCCCACUCAUCAGCGCUAAAAACACACCAGCGGAUUCACACUGGAGAGAAACCCUAUCAGUGUACCGAUUGCGGGGAGAAUUUCAUGUGGGGUUCAGCUCUCUCCCGUCAUAGGCAGAAGGCUCAUAAGGGAAAGAAGCUGGUCUCCCUUUUGCACAAAGUAUCUAGUGGACAAGGGAAAUCUUGCCGGUGUCCCGAGUGUGGGUUAGAGUGCAGGUGGCUGUCGGAACUAAUAAGACACCGGCGCAUCCACACUAGAGAGAAACCCGUUAAGUGCACCGAUUGUGGAGAGAGUUUCAGAUGGAAUUCAUCUCUUAGAUACCAUAGGAGCAACUGCCCCGGGGGAAUGAAAUCGGUCCCCCAUGUGCAAGGGGGGUCCUCGCCACAACCUGAGCAUGGGCGAACAUUCAGCAAGACGUCGCACAUAAUAAGACGUCAAGUGAUCCACACCAAGAAGAGCCGCCACAGUUUUGGCCAAGCAUCGCUCCUUGCAAGACCCCAGACAAUCCACACGGGGGAGAAGCGGCACAAAUGCUCCGACUGUGGGAAACGUUUUGAUCGGCCGUCACGCCUCGCAAGACACCAGAGAAUCCACGCAAGGGAGAAGCGGCACAAAUGCUCCGACUGCGGGGAAAGUUUUGAUCGGCUGUCAUGCCUCGCAAGACACCAGAAAAUCCACACGGGAGAGAAGCAGCACAAAUGCUCCGACUGCGGGAAAGGUUUUGACCGACUGUCACACCUCGCAAGACACCAGAAAAUCUGGAUGGGAAAGAAGUUUUACAAAUGCCCUGAAUGUGAGGAGAGUUUUGUUUGCAGGGCCAGCCUUGCGAAACACAAGACGUCUCACUCUGAAUUGUAGGCCCUCGAGAGUGUUUCUGAGCAACUUGAUGGUGCUCUGUGAGCCACCCUGGGAAACAGUGUUUUGCAACAGAGGGGGGUCACCACAGAAAAGGCCUCCCCCCCCCAUUGCUGACUUCCAAAUUUCCUGGCUCAUUUGGAUUUGUUUAGUUUAAUCAAACAAAAUGUCAAAUUAUUUACUAGCCCAUUGGUAAAAAGACUGUAAUACAGUACCAAAAUGUAUUCAUUUAGACCAGAUAGGUUUUAUUAAGGACAGGCCGGUAGCUGUCCCAAGCCACAAACGUUAAAUUUUGUCCAUUAUAUAAAGCAACAUAAAAUUCCUUCUCUUUUUGGAGUUAGCUUUUGAUAACAGAUUUGUAACUUUUAGACCAUCAAAAUACGAGAGGGGAAUUCUUAGGUGUGGUUCCUUGAUUAUAUGCUAACGAUGUGGUGAAACGAAUUCUUGAAAAAUCAGAAACUAUGUUUUGGGCUUUACAGAGAACAACAAAAAAGUAACUCAUUUGACACCACUUCCAGUAAAAAAACAGUGUCAUAGGAGUGCUUAUCCCUAAAAACGUCUCAAAAUGAUUUCUUUAAAUCCUUUAUUAAUAAAUGUUAAGUAAUGUUGGGAGUGGUGGGGGGAAAUUUUUUUUCAGUAUGGCAUAAGUAGCAGCCAUAAAAUGGUUAGAUCCAAAUUCAUAUCAAUUUAAGGUUCUGCCCACUGAAAUUCCAAAAGCUAAGCUUGUGGCAGAAUUUAUUCAGUUCAUUUAUAUGUGGGUUGAGGGAAUCAAGAUUUACAGCCAUUUGUAAGGCCUUUCAAAAUUAUCAGUUGUGGUGAUGACGAUGACAAUGGAUUGAUAUGGAAAAAGAACUUAAUACAGUCAUACCUGGAGUUGUGAAUGCUGCGGGUUGCGCGUUUUUGGGUUGCGGACCGCGCCGAACCCGGAUCACGUUUGCAACCCGAGGUAUGACUGUACCUUUAAACAAAAUUGGAGCAAAUUCAUUUCUCUCCACUAGAGUGCAACGCCUGGAGAGAAUUUACAACCCUUUCCUAAAAUGGACCUUUAUGUUUUGGAUUGAAAAACUGAAUGUGUGGACACUUAAUGUCACCCCAGUGCUUUUAUCAUCGUGUCUCUUUAUAGCUUUGAUAAGUGUCAUCGAUUUGCCAGUUGCAAGAGGAGCUAUACCUAGCAUAAUAAGUACCUUGAUAAUGGAGUUCAGUUAAAAUCCGGCCAGCAAUUAAAAGAAGAAAAUAUCAGGCACUCCUGUUAUAAUAUACACCAAAUUCUCCAUUUGGGGAACCCCCCCGUAGUGAAACGCAGGCUAAUACGGAAAUUAACGAAUAUGGAAAUGCUAAU
This is a messenger RNA of Lacerta agilis (Sand lizard), 4302 nucleotides long. Its product is annotated as zinc finger protein 420-like. The record is from RefSeq and is a predicted model, not a curated record. NCBI's taxonomy places the organism in Eukaryota, Metazoa, Chordata, Lepidosauria, Squamata, Lacertidae. The transcript is spliced from 4 exons. The coding region runs from base 90 to 2966 and encodes 958 amino acids.